Molecule: messenger RNA, 1644 nt
Organism: Prunus avium (sweet cherry)
Lineage: Eukaryota; Viridiplantae; Streptophyta; Magnoliopsida; Rosales; Rosaceae
Source: RefSeq, a predicted model, not a curated record
UAGCCAAAGAGGAAAAGCAAUCACACAGAGAGCACUCAUAUUCUCAGUUCUAAUCCAUGGCCGUGGCCUACCCAAAAUUGUAUAAUGUCCUCUCCUUCUACCUUGCAACCAUCAUAGCCAUUUCUCAAUUCUUGAUUUCCAUUUUUCCUUAUUUGAAUCCAAUCACACUCCUAAUCACACUUGCAGAUGCAUUUUUAUCUCUAUACUUGAGAUCAUGUGGUCUUUGUCCCUGCACAGUUGAAUUAGAUGACCAAACUACAAUGAACUUUUGGGUUGCAAAUUCUAGGAGGUCCAAUAAGCCUGCUCUUGUAAUGCUUCAUGGGUAUGGUGGCAAUUCAAAGUGGCAAUUCAUCCAUCAAGUGGGUUCACUUUCCCAAAGUUUCAAUCUGUACAUACCUGAUCUAUUGUUCUUUGGCAAAUCCUACACCAACAGGCCAGAAAGGACAGAGGUUUUCCAAUCAAAAUGUGUGGCAGAAGCGUUGAAGACAUUAGGGGUGGAGAGAUUUGCUGUUUACUCUAUAAGUUAUGGAGGGUAUGUGGCAUAUUGGAUGGCUGAGAUGUAUCCAGAGUUGGUGGAGAAGGUUGUAGUUGUGAGUUGUGGGGUUGGGAUGACAGAUGAGCAGAAAAGAGAGCAGAUCAAUAAGGUUGGAAGCAAUGCAUUGAAUCUCCUUGUACCUGAAAGUGCUCAUGAUCUGAGGCUCUUGGUGAAUCUGACAAUGCACAAACCUGGCCCUUCUAAGUGGGUCCCUGAUAUUUUCCUUCAUGGGUUCAUCAAUGUGACCUAUAAACAACACAGGAAGGAGAAAUUAGAGCUAGCGGAGCACUUGCUGAGGAAAAAAGCAGAUAUAGACCUUCCCAUUCUAACUCAGGAAACACUGAUAAUUUGGGGAGACAAAGAUGAUGUCUUCCCUGUGUACUUGGCCUAUCAGCUGCAAAGGCAGUUGGGGCCAAAAUCAAAGGUGGAGAUAAUCAAGGACACAGGUCAUGCAGUAAAUAUGGAUUCACCCAUUUCCCUGAAUGCUCUGAUAACUUCAUUUGUUUUGGGUUACUCUUAGUGUGGCAGACUUGCAUUAUCAAAUCUAUUGGAUGAUGUAUUAGUUUUGGGUUAAACAGAGACUGCUGCUGGCCACAGAUGGAGCAAAAAUGUGUAUAUAAGUAGGAUAUUUUCAUGUUAUUGGUGAAGUUGGAAUGAGGAGAAACCCAAACACAGAAACAGGGUUAUGCUUGCUUUAUGGGUCAUCUUUGAUUAAUUUAUGCAGCUACAGCUGUGAGAUGGUCUAACUUUUGCAAGCAAGCAAGCUUUGAAUAUUGAUGUAACUUUUGUUUGUCAAGAAAUUGCUGUUUGUGUCACUCACUCCCUACACAAAACAAGCAAACACAAUGGGAGAUAUAUUCACACGGUCACACCAUAUAGAGAUAUGACCAAUAAGCGAAAUUGAUGUGCUUGUGAUCAGGUUAAAGGACUUUCUUUGAACAAUUUAUAAGAUGAAAAUUGCUAGGAUUGUUUGUAUAUGGGUCGUUGGUGCAUGCGUCCAUAUGCAUCUAUGGUUAGAAAUCAAUGUGCAUGACCAACGAUCACACUCAUCUUAGUUAUAAAAUUUAUGGCACCUAGGCUACCACACUGUAUCAUCUCAAGUUGAAAGA